AGGUCAGCAGAGUUUGUGUUUAUAGUUUAAGUCAUGGUUCGUAAAGAUGCUCGUUCAUACCCCUCGACUGCUCAGUAUCAGCGGCUUAGCCAAGAUGAUGAUGGAUUUGUCGAUGGUCAAUUUAAGGUACUGAGAGAAGCUUGAUUCCCACCCCAAUCACGGGAAGAUUUGGACCCAAGAACUUCCUCGCACCUGUCAAGUUGUGUAACGGUUGUGAGUUUGUCCCGUCUUCCAGGCCACAAAGAUGAGAUUCCGAUUUUGUUGGGAUGUCGACUGCCCCGAUUGGCUACUGGCAGAGAUCACGACUCUCUCAAAGCUGACAUCCGUGAAGCUGAGACUCCUGACAGGCAACGUAGCCAAAGCAAUCUACGGUCCGGCGUUGAGUUACGACGUCGUGACAAAGCUUGCUAAGGAUGCCAAACUUGACGAGCAAGGAGCCAAAGCAGUGGUAGCAGCUGUCCGGUGGGUUCUUGAGAGCGCAGCUGGAGCCGGAGUGACCGCCAAUGUCUUGGACUCAGAGCUCCAGCAGUUGGGUCUGCCCAAAGAACACGCAGCGGCCAUAACGAAAGUGUACACGGAGCACCAGGAAGCGCUUCAGGCGCACUUGAAGGGCGCGAGUCUCAAGGUGAGGGGUGAAACAACUUGGUCCUGCGAAGUCGUGGGCGUCGAUAUUGGCGAUGGGGAUCUCUCUCCAGUAGUGAAGCUCAAUCUGCACGACGAAUCGCAGUCCGUCAGAGAAGGAGAGGAGCAGGAGAGUGGAACCAAGACUAAUGUGACUUCUAUUGCUAUGACACCAGACCAGUUACAGGCCAUGAUUCAUGAGUUGACAGAAGCACGCCAGUUGAUGGAAGGACUGCAUUAAUGAACUCGACUUAAAAUAAGCACCUUGGAAGUUUUGUCUCCAGUUUUUCUCUCUUAAAAUGUGGGACAGUUUCCCAAGUGAAGAACCAUACAGCACUGAAUAUGGAAUCAACCGUACAGUAUAGUAGAUGAAUUAGGUAUUAGGGAAAUUAUGGUAAACAAAAUAUAGGUUUAAUAUCUACAUCAAUUAAGCUCCUUAUUAACUGAACUAUUGCCAUUCUUUUCAGGUAUUAGUCUACUGUACAAUAAUGAUCAGUUUAUUACUAACACAACUGACUAGGCGCUGAUUCACUAAAGUUCUAUAAAAAUUAAAUGAUAGGUUUUAAAAACAUUCCUGUUGUUCAGUAACUCCAUAGUUUAUAAAAGGUACAAAAUAACUAUCAGAAAAUGCAUCACAUCUGUACAUAGAAUAUUGACAUUUUUUUUAUCAUUAUGUAAAACCCCAUCAAUCAUAUAUGUACCUAUAGCAGUUUUCUGGGUGUUCCAGAGUUCACCAGUCUUUUGCCUGUCAGACAGAUGGAAGUUGUCUUGAGAAGCACGUGCCAUCUGGAUCCUACGUUUAUUGGUUACAAUCCUCCCUUCUCAUGAACUUGCAAUGCUGCUAAUAGGGCUUUUCACUGUUCUCCAAAUAUGUACUUCGUAGAGGAUUGCUAUAGCUAAAUUAUAUUCCAAACGAGGAACAGUGAAAGAGUGGACAAAGUGCAAAGACUGAUUUCAUCUGAAGAUUGGCAUCCCUUCAGUAUUAUAAGUCAAUGAAACCCGACACUAAUGGCCUUCAUUCCAAGCACUUACCAUGGCCACAUGUAUUCAUGACUCAUCACCUGUGAGAAGUGUUGCAAGUAGUCAUACGACUGACUAAUGCUUCUGCCGAGUAAAAAGAAGGAAGUAAAGGCAAGACAGGUUGCUUGGGCCAAGAGGAUGGACUUGUAUCUUCUAGUAAAAAUUCUUAUGAAGAGAAAGCAAGAGAAGACCUAGUGAUCUAGGACCUUGAUAAUCUCAUUUAAUCUCACUCAGACAUUAGUGCCUAAUCCUCCAGACCCAUUUCUGUUCCCAGAGAAAUGUCAGGGAGCUGCUGGAGUUGACCUGAGCAACAAGGGCAGAAAUUUUUAACAUCAAACAGUAAUACAGGUUUGCCCUCAGCAUCAGUUCACAUUGAGUGGAAGAAUGCAAUAAUUUUGACAAUCUCCUCUCCUGAGACCUGACCAGUGAAGGAUGCUAGACAAGCCUUGAGGAGAUUGUAUUCGGUUAAUAUUAUCAGUGUGACAGUCCUUAAUUGGGAAAUGUCUGUGUUCAUCUUUCCACUCCUCAGAGGGGGAUCUGCGAGUUUUUAACCUUGUUACAGGGAGGUUUUGUCAGUCUCUGUCGGGUGCUUUUUCUUCUAGUGCCAGUAUCCAUGAUGACAUAUACCCAUUGAGUGCUGUAAAAUUAUAUUAAAAACCGAAGGAAUUGUAGUUAAGACUAAUAUGAAGCUAUAAACUGUAUAAAGCCAGGUAAAAAAAAUUCAGUAGGUCGUUGGUAUCACCCAGUAUGAAAAGUCUUGUGCACUUUGGGGCUCCUGGAGGGACUGUUGGAAUCAAGAACCAACUUCUUCUUCUCAAGAAAAUUUUCUGAAAAUUCUUUGCUCUUCAGGUUGUAAAGGAACAAACAGUUUCUAAACUAAAACAAGUUUUAACACAAACCCACUUACGAUACACUUUAUGAUCACCUCCUAACCCAUCGCAUACCACAUGAAAAGUUAGGCACCAUCUGACUCUGCGGUGAUAAGACUGGUGAACCUAAAUAUAUUUUUGCCAUGUUAGCAUAUAGUAAUGAUUUUUAUUUGUGGGUAUGUAUUUGGAAAUGUAAGAUUUUCCAGAUUUUUUCAACUGAUUGAACUUCAUAAAGAUUUUCUUUUAAAAUGAUUUUGCAUUGUUAACUACACUGCAGAUAAAUUGGUUCUAUAAAGUUGCUGCAUUGUUUAAAGUAUUGUAAUAGGAAAUUAUUCAGUUGAAAACGUACAUUUUAGCAUGUUUUAUGUUUUAUGUUUCAAGUAUUUAUUACAUACUAAUCUCAUAUUUAUGUACCUGCAUCUGGUUAGGGCACAAAAUGCAAGUGCUGAAAAUGUUACCCACACGUUUUGCAAGUUUGUAUAUUACGUGGUAGUUUUGAAUCGUCAGGAUAUCUCACUCUUACUGUUUUUUGCAGAGGGAGUGACAACACAUGAGGCAUCACUAUUAGAAAAUUUUGAAGGCUGCUGGAAGGUAAAAUGCACCAAUUAAUGGUUCUUUGAACCAACGCUUACAGAAAACUGUGCUGCACAGUAUAUAAUUCAUCGUUUCAUUAUUACUAAAGAUUUUUUGAGGGAACCACACCACCUGAGUUGAGAAGGGGAAGGUUUUUAAAUUAGAAGACUCUUAACGUCUACCAUGGUUAGACUAGUAAGUGGAUAUCAAGAUACUGAUUGUCCCAUUGGUUGUGUUCAGCAGCAAGGAAAUGUCAAGUGUUGAUGAUUAUAUUAGAGGAUAAUCUAGUUACUGGACUUGUGCCUGAGUGUGCUUUUUACAUGUCAUGAUGGAGAAACACCAAAUUUCAGUAGCCCUCUGUGUUAAGAUGGGAGUUGGAGAUGAACAAUAGUAGAGGAAAGCUAAAAAUAGAGAGGAAGAUUCGAAUCUGGGAGAAAGACUUCAUCCUGAAGGGACUAAAAGUGGUUAACCAGUAACAGCCAGUAUUGUACCAGUCUAGCAGUGGUCAGCAUAAGCCCAGCCAAGGGAGCUUGACUUAAAGUAACAGUUAAAAUUGGAAGGGUACUAGCAGUCUGCCAGAAACCCACAUUGUGAACUGGUUGAGUGAGGAAAGGAUGUGCAAAGAAUCAUGAAGAUAUCUAUGGACUUGCUGCCAAAAUAAGGGAAUUUGAGACUUUGCCAGAUUUCAUCCCUGUCAAAGAGACACUAGAUAUUAGCUGAGAAAGUAGUAAGGCCCACUUGAGAGGAAACCUAAUAAAGCUCUCACAAAUCCCCAGUACUCAAAAUUUACUAUGCAAAAACAGGAAUCCCCACCACCAUCCACUUAAAAUUGGUCAGUUGUGACUGUAAAACAUAUUGCUCUUGGUAUCGUAGUGACUUGAGAAAACCAGUCAAAGAAGCUUCCACAGAGACCCACUGACAUUUCAAGAAGGAUUUCUCAACAGAAGUAACAGUGGAUGUGGUAUAGUUUUUCAUGGUCAAUAGAUCCUUUGUUUGUACUAUCAACAGGAGCAAAUGUUCCAAUCAGAUAACUCAAGUUCUGGCUCAGAGUUUUGGAACAUUUGCUACUGAUAGUAGGAAUAGAUGAUCCAUCGCUCAAGAAAACUUUACCGUUUCCUCUUUUCUUUCUGUUGAGAAAUCCUCCCUCAAAUGUAAGUAGGUUUCUGCAGCACUUGCUUUGCUUUGAGUAUAUUGUAGUGGCUUAGGAGAACCAGUCAAUAUUAUUCUCAUGUCUGAACAAUUCUAAUUGGAGGGUGGUAGGGAUUCCUGACUGCUGCAAAGUAAACUUUGACAUAUUAAGUGUCUUAUAAUUCCAUUAAACUUUGCCCUUCUUGGCUUAUGUUGUGUGGUUCCUUUGGAGAAGCUUUUGCAUAUAAAGAAGGAGAGCCAAUUACAUACAGCUGCUGACCAUUUUUCUAUUGUUUUAGUUCAAAAACCACAAAUUGGUAUUUUCCCUUCUAUAGGAACCAACUCCGCUUGAGUAGCCUUCAGAACUUUGAAUGGGUGUUGCCUCAGGUGUAGUCACUGUCUCUGUAAAAAGGGUAAGAGUUAAGUUCUGUCAAUAAAGGCCAAGAAACUACUGCAUGGUAGGUUACAUGACAUUUCUACCUAAUGGACAGCUAACUUUUGCCAGCAAACUUUCAAGAAGACUGAAAUGGAGAAUUUUUCAGGUGUGAGAACAAUGACAUCAGAUACAUAAACUUGCUGUAUACAUUCUCUUUUCACUAAUCUAACAAUACCUAUUUAUUCAGAACUUUGAUUAUCAUGCCUUAACCAGAAAGAUGUAGGCAAAAGUAUGAGAAAAUAUGUAGGAAUUAAUAUAAAAAUAUUUUCUGAUUAAGAUGUUCCUAAAUAUUAUUAUAAUUAUAUAAAAUAAUACAGAGUA
This is a messenger RNA of Macrobrachium nipponense, 4968 nucleotides long. Its product is annotated as COMM domain-containing protein 4-like. The transcript has 10 exons. The coding region runs from base 245 to 862 and encodes 205 amino acids. NCBI's taxonomy places the organism in Eukaryota, Metazoa, Arthropoda, Malacostraca, Decapoda, Palaemonidae. The record is from RefSeq and is a predicted model, not a curated record.